ACAGACAAUCUUAGUUGAUGAGAUUCAGACAACACAAGACCCAAGUUGUCGCGUGUUGUCACGUGAGAGAAGAUAUUUCGUUGCACACCAACGUGAAACGAACGAGACGUGUGUUUUUCGAAUAUUCUCCGAUCUCGCCGCACGCAGCUGUUAUUAUGUAUGAUCCCUCUCAUGGCACAUAACUGUGGAUGUGUCAAAUCAGUCCGGACUUUUGGGGCAAGCCACGUGUUCUGCUGGUUUUUAUGUUGAAAAUGUCACUUGGUGUGUUGUUGUUGUUGUUUUUUUUUUACAGGGCCGAGUAUUUAAUCCUGCACGUGUACAUACUGAUCACCGCCCGAGCUGCUGCUGGUUAAACGAUCGCGGGGAGUUCUGAACUGACGGAGAGGGGGCUGGUGGAGGAUGAACCGACCGCUCCUGGACGUUAAUGGGAGACACUGCGGUCUCUGCGCUCCGCCGAUACACAGUCGUACUGCUUAUUGGUGGAGGGGGGGGGGACUCCUGAGGCUGGUACAGGCAAAGAGUGAAACAUGAGCCCCGCUCCGGUGCUGGUGUUCCUUGUACCGCCAGUGAAGUCAGUUUUGGGGUUCUGGGCGUGUUGUGCCUGCACGCAGGCCUGGUAUUAACCACCGAUAGAGAACUUUUCCGAGACCCAAAGUUGUCAGGCAGCGCAUCUUGCACGCAUGCGCAUCCCUCUCUCCUAUCCUGCUCUAAAUAAGAGUUAAAACAGAAACGAGGUUGGCGGAUAUUAGAGGAGUGGGAAUGACGGAUACUCCACCCAGCGACGGCCCCUCCCAGGGAGCGGAGUUUGACAUGAUGGGUGCUCUGGACUGGAAGGAUGGUAUCGCCACGCUGCCGGGCAGCGACAUCAGGUUUCGCAUGACAGAAUUUGGGACCCUCGAGAUUGUCACAGACCUCGAGGUCAAAGGGCAGGAGACUGAGCCUAACCGUAAGACCUUGAACCCAGCUCCGUCUCAUACUCCCACCCCUCCCCCAGAGGGCCAAUCGCAGACCAGCAUAGCCAAAGCUCCCGCCAAUCAGAGUCGGCCGGGAUCGUCUCAAGCUAAAGCUGCUGGUCCCGUCCUUCUGUCUUUAGCGGAGGGCCCCAGCGUUGAGGAUGGUCCCAGUGUUGAAGUUGGCUCUAGCGCUGACAUGGGCCCAAAUGGGGAGCUGUCACGAUGCCGAGCCUGUGGUGGACGUUUUUCCCGGGACGCUGCCUUUCAGGGAAAAUUCUGUAGCUCCGUUUGUGCACAACCCUCCAGUGGCAGAUCGUCUCCAGGGGAAGCUCGAGAGGCUCAGACAGUUGAAGGUGAGAGGCUGGGUAAACGUGUGCGCAAAAAGAGGAAGAUCUACAUGGAUUCCGGUGACGAAGAGGAAGACAACCAAGAGGAACCAGAGGAAAAAGCCAAGACGACCAAAGGCAGGAGAGGGGCCAAAAUUGCAAAACUGGUGGCUGCCCCUCCCAAUAAGAAGCGGGCAUGGAGCUGGCCCGCUUACAUUGAAGAGGAGAGGGCCAUUGCUGCCCCUGUUAAACUAUUCAAAGAGCACCAGUCGUUUCCUCAAAGCAGGAACAGUUUCAAGGUUGGAAUGAAGCUGGAGGGACUUGACCCAUCACACCCGUCUCUGUUCUGUGUGCUCACCGUCGCUGAGAUCCAGGGAUACAGGGUGAGGCUUCACUUUGACGGUUACCCAGAAUGCUAUGACUUCUGGGCCAACGCUGACUCAUGGGACCUGAAACCGGCUGGCUGGUGUGAGAAGAACGGACACAAGUUGCUGUUGCCUAAAGUUUGUCUUGCAGGUUGUAAAGAUGGAGAGUUUAAUUGGAGCAUGUAUGUGAAGAACUGCAGGGGUCAGCUGGCCCCAAAACACCUUUUCAAGAGCCUCAACACAUCUGUGACUCCGUCUGGAUUCAGAGCAGGAAUGAAGCUGGAGGCGAUCGAUAGGAAGAACCCCUCGUUGAUCUGCGUAGCAACCAUUGCUGCUGUCGUCGACAACCGCCUGCUCAUUCAUUUUGACAACUGGGACGACACGUAUGAUUACUGGUGUGACGCCAGCAGUCCGUACAUCCAUCCUGUGGGGUACUGUGAAGAGGCCGAGCUAACUCUGACCACUCCAGCUGGUAAGACACAGACCAAGACACAUGUGGAAUAUAAACAAGCCAAAAGUUUCUCAUGGGAGAAAUACCUGGAAGAGACGGGAACACAAGCUGCUCCUGCUCGUGCCUUCAAACCGCGACCUCCGCAUGGCUUCCAGUUUGGGAUGAAAGUGGAAGCGGUUGAUAAGAGGAAUCCCAUGCUCGUCCGUGUUGCGACCAUAGCAGACACAGAGGACCACCGACUGAAGAUCCAUUUUGAUGGCUGGAGUUCAGAGUAUAACUACUGGGUGGAGACGGACUGGCCCGAUCUGCACCCCGUUGGGUGGUGCCAGAAAACUGGACACCCUCUACAGUACCCCAACGGGUCCAGUGAUAUAGUGACUGCCCCAGGACAAGGAUGUCCUACCCCAGGAUGCAAUGGGGUCGGCCACAUCAGAGGACCUCGCUAUGGGACCCAUUACACCCAGGUGAGCUGUCCCUACUCUGAGAUGAACCUGAACAAGGAGGGCUUGCUGCCGGACCGUCUCAGCGGAGAGCGGCCCCUCGCCCUCAGCGGACCUCAUCCUCGCGGGCGACGCCCCGAUCCUCACACAAACACCACGACGCACACCCCCUCUACGCCCGAGCAGCCUGAGGCCCCCGAGGACUCCCAGAACAGGAAACCGGCGACAGUGGAAGCUGAGCGUGUCGUGCGCAACAACCAGCCUGAGCCACCAGGUGGAGCCAGUGAGCAGGGCCUCAAUGGAACCAGACCCAAAAGGACGGCUCCAGUUCCCAAAUACCUGAAAAUGCACUAUGUUAAAGAGGAGAUUGGCGACGGUAAAGCCUCUCCAGAUGCCAUCUCUCUGCAGCAGGCCCUCCACGAGUCCGUGUUCUCCCCCGGCAUCUCUACCUCCCCCCCUCACCGGGUGGCUCUCUGCUGGGACAAACACUGCCAGCUGCUGCCUGAGGUCCUGGGGCUGACUGCCAAGAGAGUGGCCACUUGGAGCGCCGAGGAGGUGGCCAGUUUCAUCAAAGGACUCCCCGGAUGUAAAGAACACGCUGCUACAUUUAAAACAGAGCAAAUAGAUGGUGAAGCCUUCCUGCUACUCACUCAAGCUGACAUUGUCAAGAUCCUAUCAAUCAAGUUAGGACCCGCCCUGAAGAUCUACAACUCCAUCCUCAUGUUGAAGAACGCCGACGAGGAGUAAGACCGCGAUGCUCCACUUUAAUCAACUCUCAGCUAAAGACACUUUAGCUCAGCCUGUUGAUUUCUGCGACGACGCAGCUCCGAAGCAGAAAGAAGAGGAAGCCAUCAUCUUGAAAACGUCCAUGUGUCCCCCCACACCCUCUGCUCCCUCUGUGACGGACAGCACUGGUCUUCAUUGAGGGAAGAUACCACGAGGAUCUCACUUAUAUUGUCUUUGUUUACCUAGCAAAUCAUUUAAAAAAAAAAAACUACAGCACCUUUAAGGCUUGUUAAUAUUGUACAGAUAAUGAAUUGGAUUCAGUGUCUCAAUUCUGUUGAAUUUUUUGUUUUGUUGUAAUGAAACGGUGCUCGAGCUCAGAGCACAUGGAACAAGCAUGUUUGUGGGUUGUUGCUUUUUUCUUGCCAGCAGAAUUUUUUUUUUUUCUUCUUUUCUUUUUUUAAGCUGCAAUAUACAAUCGAGAGGUUUUUAAAUGUGAAACCCAGUGGAGAAGCACUAUGUAGUACAGCUGUUCUCCUCUAGGUGGAGAAAUUGGGCCGCUUCACUAGCCCCACAGGCAGGAGAGUCUGGUUCAUUUGGAGUUGGCUGAAGCUGAGGUUGAAUGGGGGAUUGUUAACAUUAAGUGUGUGUGCGUGAAUGCGCGUGUGUGUGUAUUCAGUGUGUUGAGGAUGUAAUUUCCCACAAGCCUGUGGGUGUUGCUCCUCUGGUCGGGGGAUCGUUUUGUGACAAGUGGAGCUAAGGGCUAAAUGGUUAAGUCAAGGAAACUUUGCUGUCUUUCAAGGUGGAAUGAACCAGCUGUGUUUGUCUCUGGCACAUGAAUAUGAAUGUUUAAAAAAAACAAAAAACAUCUUUUAGUUGUUUUGUUGAUGCUGAUCAUCUUGUUUGGUUCAAAUAACCUCUAGUCAUUCACAUUGUAAAUAGUAUAUAGCUACGAAAAAGACUUGUCUUUGCUUCUUUCAAGAGUUUACUCCGGCUUGGUUCAUGCAGAGCCCUGACGUCGGUCUCCAGGGACGGACAUUGUGACAUGAGCCUCAAUUCAUAAUUUUUUUGGGGGGGGGGACACAAAAAAGCAUCGUCGGUGUCUCUGUAAAUGAGUGUGCACUUCAACCAGUUGGAAUGUGUACAUUAGCCACUGUUUAUAUGCAAACAGCUUUUAUUUAUGUGUUCUAAUUUAAAGGGGCGACGGUACGCUGCUCUGGAGGUAGAUGUGGCUGUUUGACGGAAUGGGUGGAAAUAAAAGAUGCACACACUA
Molecule: messenger RNA, 4531 nt
Organism: Scophthalmus maximus (turbot)
Lineage: Eukaryota; Metazoa; Chordata; Actinopteri; Pleuronectiformes; Scophthalmidae
Gene: l3mbtl1b
Product: L3MBTL histone methyl-lysine binding protein 1b
Exons: 22
Coding region: 760-3282 (840 amino acids)
Biological process (GO): regulation of DNA-templated transcription
Cellular component (GO): nucleus
Molecular function (GO): zinc ion binding; protein binding
Source: RefSeq, a predicted model, not a curated record